Messenger RNA from Condylura cristata (star-nosed mole), 1338 nucleotides. RefSeq names its product family with sequence similarity 71, member A (gene GARIN4). The coding region runs from base 1 to 1338 and encodes 445 amino acids. Lineage: Eukaryota; Metazoa; Chordata; Mammalia; Eulipotyphla; Talpidae. The transcript has 2 exons. Gene Ontology annotation, cellular component: nucleus. The record is from RefSeq and is a predicted model, not a curated record.
AUGGCCAGGCCCGGCGAGCUGCCCUACCACACGGCCCAGAGCGGCGGGGCGGGAUGCGGGAUGUUCCACACGGCCGCGGGCAAGCUGCAGCGUCAGCUGCACCAGGGGGAGUUUGACAUCUUCAAGCACGCGCCCAUCUUCGAGAGCGACUUCAUCCAGGUCACCAAGCGGGGCGAGGUCAUCGACGUGCACAAUCGUGUGCGCAUGGUGACGGUGGCCGUCGCCUCCACCAGCCCCCUGCUGCCCAUGCCGGACGUCAUGCUGCUGGCCCGCCCGGCCGCCAGCCUGGAGGACCGCACGGGCCGCCCGGCCCGGGCCAAAGGCCACAAGGGGUCCAAGGCCGUGGAGCUCACCCGCCUGCUGCCGCUGAAGUUCGUGAGGCUCUCGGUGCACGACCGAGAGAACCAGCAGCUGCGCCUCAAGCUGGCCACCGGCCGCUCCUGCUACCUGCAGCUGUGUCCGGCGCAGAGCACGCGGGACAACCUGUUCGCCCACUGGGAGAAGCUCACCUACCUCCUGCGGCCGCCCGUGGACAGCCACAGCGGCACCUACGCCCUCCCGGCCGGGGACAUGGUGUGCGUGCCCGGGGUCGAGGAGGAGACGGGCGUCGGGGAGCCGGACUGCGCGGGCUGGGGCGACCAGGACCAGGUGAGCGUCCGGAGUCUCCACGGGCCCCCCGAGGUCGCCGGGGCCACCUCUGCGGCCUUCUCGGGCGGGCAAGGCCUCCCCCAGGAGCCCCCCAAACCCAUCCACGUGCACUACGGCAGCACCUCGGACAUCAGCCUUGCAGAUUCCCCCGACCCCGCCGCAGGGGCCAGGCGGGAGCGGAGGGAGAAGGACAGGACGCUCCGGACCGGGCACCACAGGCCCCCCGAGAGCCGCCACACAGCCGCGGGGGACAAGACCCCGCGGAAGCUCCCCAGUGGCCGGUCCCUGGCCAGCCGGAGAGCCUCGAGGGACGACAGGAAGGACAGGGGCCACGGAAGCCUCGCAGGCAGCGGGCGGGGCUCCGGCCACAAGGGCCCCGGCCACGCGCCCGCCACCAAGGAGUCCAGGGCCUCCCGCAAGCCGGCCGGGAGCCUGCCCGCGGUCAGCUCCGGCCCCACCACCAAGACGCUGGGCAGGGUCGGCUCCUUCCUGCAGACCGUCAAGGACAACCUCGCCACCAGGGCGCUGGCCUCCCCCCGGGGGAGAGACCCGGGCCCCCCGCCCCGGCCCGCGGGCGAGCUGAGCACGGAGGCCAUCGAGAAGCCAGCGGGGAGCCCCCAGGGGCCCCAGGCCGCGGGCGGCGUGCCCCUGGAGAGCGCGGACCCGGGGCCCGGCCAAGGCCACCCGUAG